AGAAUGUGCACAGAACAGUGGAAAAAGUUAUAGGUUAGGGUGGAAGAAUUUCUGGGUUGAUUUGUUUAGAAAAGUUGCACGUGUGAAACACGAAAUUUUAUAUCAACAAUGGGAAAGGCGAAAAAAAUCAAGGUUUCGAAGGAGUCGAGACCAGUGAAGAUUGGUCUCGCCGAGCAGAUCGAAGGGGGUAGAUUAGCCAAAUCGAAAGAUCGGAAAAAAAUAAGAUUACGAAAUGAUGACGACGAAGAGUUCGUCGAUGCGAAUCUAUCGCAAAAAAUCCUUUCUCAAGCGAGAAAGCAGCAGUUAGAAAUUGAAGAAGAGAAUGGGAUCGAGGGAUCUUUUAAGAAGAAACCGGUGACGAAAUUGGGUCCGGAUUUGAGUGAUGGGGAAGAAUCUCCGAGCGACGAAGAGGACGUAGCAGGAAACGAGAAUUAUGAAAAUAUAGAAAUUGAUGAAGAGGAUGAGAGAGCCCUACAAAUGUUCAUGGACAGAGAUAGAGCACCGAUGAGAACACUUGCAGACAUAAUAAUGGAAAAACUGGAGGAGAAGAAAACGGAAAUUCAAACCCAAUUCUCAGAUGCUGGUACAACACAAAUGCAAGAUUUAGAUCCAAGAGUAAAAGCCAUGUACGAAGGAGUACGUGAUGUUUUGGCCAAAUAUAGAAGCGGCAAACUUCCGAAAGCUUUCAAAAUUGUACCAAGUUUGAAAAAUUGGGAACAAAUUUUAUACAUAACAGAUCCACCGAAGUGGUCUGCAGCAGCGAUGUAUCAGGCAACCAGAAUUUUUGCUUCUAAUCUAAAAGAGAAAAUGGCUCAAAGAUUUUACAAUCUUGUACUUUUGCCAAGAAUACGCGACGAUCUUGCAGAAUACAAACGACUCAAUUUUCAUCUUUAUCAAGCUCUGAGGAAAUCAUUGUUCAAACCAGGUGGUUUCAUGAAAGGAAUUCUACUCCCCCUCCUAGAAUCUGGCACUUGCACCCUCCGUGAGGCUGUCAUUGUCGGCUCGGUUGUUGCCAAAAAUUCUAUACCCAUCUUACACUCCUCUGCAGCUAUUCUCAAAAUCGCUGAGAUGGAUUAUACCGGAGCAAAUAGCAUUUUUCUCAGAAUAUUUUUUGACAAAAAAUAUGCUCUCCCUUACAGAGUCGUCGAUGGUGUCGUCUUCCAUUAUCUUAAAUUCGAGAGAGAAAAGAGGCAGCUGCCAGUUUUAUGGCAUCAGUCUCUUCUGACGUUCGUUCAACGUUACAAGAGCGACAUAAGCUCCGAGCAGAGAGAAGCUCUUCUAGAAUUAUUGAAGAAGCAACCUCAUCCGACAAUCACUCCGGAAAUACGAAGAGAACUGCAGCACGCGAAGUGCCGAGACGCCGAAAUUAGUGAGGUCAUUCAAGAAGAACCCAUGAUGUUGUAAUUUUUUUUUGUUUACGUUGUAUGUAUAUAUUUUACAUUAAAAUCUAUGAUAACGAG
This is a messenger RNA of Venturia canescens, 1460 nucleotides long. It is a transcript of the gene bys, whose product is annotated as Bystin. The record is from RefSeq and is a predicted model, not a curated record. Gene Ontology annotation, molecular function: snoRNA binding. NCBI's taxonomy places the organism in Eukaryota, Metazoa, Arthropoda, Insecta, Hymenoptera, Ichneumonidae. Gene Ontology annotation, cellular component: preribosome, small subunit precursor; nucleolus; cytoplasm. Gene Ontology annotation, biological process: rRNA processing. The coding region runs from base 109 to 1404 and encodes 431 amino acids. The transcript has 3 exons.